Polyodon spathula (Mississippi paddlefish) is the source of this 3144-nucleotide messenger RNA. It is a transcript of the gene tacc3, whose product is annotated as transforming, acidic coiled-coil containing protein 3. Lineage: Eukaryota; Metazoa; Chordata; Actinopteri; Acipenseriformes; Polyodontidae. The transcript has 17 exons. Gene Ontology annotation, cellular component: cytoplasm. The record is from RefSeq and is a predicted model, not a curated record. The coding region runs from base 146 to 3028 and encodes 960 amino acids. Gene Ontology annotation, biological process: cerebral cortex development; mitotic spindle organization; cell population proliferation.
GGACAGUUUUGAUGAAUACAAACCGUAAGCGAGUUUACACAUAGCUGGAUUGAAGAAGAGCUACGCUGUACUGUUGAUAUUUCAUCGUAAAGGAAUCUGUUUCUUUUUUUAAAAAAUUUGAGACAAUUGUACAAGAAAGUUAAGAAUGAGCCUGAUUGCAGUGAACGAUGAGAACUUGGGAGUUGAUCCUUCGAGUAACUGUGUCAGCUCAGAAAAGUGUGAUUUCCUUUGCCUGUCGCAACAACCCACAGGGAGGCCUUCUAUCCUGCGACUGUCCCAAAAAGAGAACGUGCCUCAGAAAAGCUUGAUCAAGGGUGUGAAGGUAUGCUUUCAGACACCGGUGCGGGAUCCUGUCACACACAAGAUUGUCUCUCAAGCUAGCAAGAUGGAGAGCAGCUUCACAUUGGAUGAUUGCACAAAGGCUUUAGAAAAGUUAUCUUUGGAAACAAGCAAAGCUAAGACUGCUGAUACUUCUGUGCACAUUGAAAACAAGGAGAAGAAUCAAGAUAGUGAAUGUAAAGCAGAUGCAAAUGAGGAGGUGCCUUACCCAGAUGAUGAACUACCUGUACAAAGCAAAGGAGCGUACACAAUUGAUUUUGACCACCUUGAUUCCAUCAACCCCUUUAAGAGUGGUAGUCAGCAGGGGAAUUCCCUUCCUAACAUAGGAAAUUCACCAGUUAAAGUGUCAAAGAGCCAAGAACAAAAUAAGUCUUCUGUAAAUGUGACGACAAACCCAGAGAAGCCCUUGCCAGAGAAUAUAACUCAGAGUGAAUCGUUGGAAGAUACACUCCCUGUUACCCCAAGGCUGGAUAAUUCAGUUCCUGAAAUAGAAUUGCAGCAAUUGGUAGAAACUGCAGACAACACUGGCAGCCCUGUUUCUGUCAAAGAUACUUCAGGCACUGGUUUGUCUCAUGAUGUAUCUGGAGAAGAUGCAGAGGUGAUAGUUCCCAAGGGAAAUUACAAUCUGGAUUUGGACAAUCUGGAUAUGAUUAACCCUUUUACAUCAUCUUCAAAUGUGAACAAUUCCCCACCACCGGCCCUAGGAUCUUGCAACCUUGAUGUUGAUGUUGAUUCCAUUAAUCCUUUCAAGUGCAGUGGUUCAGCACUCCAGAACUCACCCGUUGUUGGUGGUUCCAAGACGCCCAUUGAAAGGUCUUCACUAGCGAAAGAUGUCCCUGAAAAACUGGAAUGCAGUAAGCCUUCCAUAGGUGAAUGCCCACCAAAUGAAGAUGAACCUGUUCAUCUAGAGGCCAGGAGGCCCAUUAGUGAAACCUCUGCACCUGUGAAAGAAACCAACAAACCUGCAGAAAAUUCUCCACCAGUGAAAGAUCAGCCUAUGAAACUGGAAUUUAAUUUUGAUGAUGACAGCAAGCCCAAGAAGAAACCUCCCAAAAGCUUUGGCAAGAGGCCACCUGGUUCCAAGCUGUCUGCCAAGAAACCGGUGGCACCCACUGAAAUAGCAGAACCUCCCAAAUCGCAAGAAGUUAGUGAUAAACCAGCUGAUGAUGACGUUCCCCAUCCAAAGGCAUCUUAUAAUUUUGACUUUGACAAGUUUAAUGACCCCAAUUUUAACCCAUUUGGGACUGGUACAAAAAUAAACAGUUCUCCAAAACUAGAUGCUAAAGCCACUUCAGGUGCCCCAGCUGAAGAAAAGGCAGAGGUUGCAUCUCACAAAGUUUCAGAGCUCCCGAAGCUUGAACUUGGUGAAAAACCAGUUAAAGAUGAAUCUUCUGCAGUGCCAAUGUCAGCCAAAGUACCUACCUUGAAUGGGGAAAGACCACCAGCUGCAGAGGACGUGGUGCCAGGACCACCAAGCAAUAAUCCUCCUGUCAUUAAAGAGGUCAAUCUGGCGUUAGGCAAUGGGAAUCUGACCAUGGAAAUGCCAGUGACUCAGCCAGAGUGGAUCAUGCAAAGAAGUGCAGCAGAAUCAUUUAUGAACUUCACUGUAUCUAACCAUGACAUUACAACAGAUGAGUCAUUCAGGCCAGGAUCAGAAUUUGUAGCUUCCGGUUUUAAUGAGCCAGUUGACUACCUGGAACAGUUUGGAACGUCCACGUUCAAGGAAUCUGCGCUAAGAAAGCAGUCCCUGUACUUGAAGUUUGACCCAUUGCUGAAAGAGAGCCCAAAGAAAUCUCUGCCCGCAAUGUGCAAUGGCAUACCACUCCCUUGUUCAGUCCUUUCAAGGUUUGGUGAAGUAUGGGACUUGUCACCUGGAGUUGAAAACAAAGUGCAAAGUGAAGAAAAGCCUAAGGAAUUGAAUAUUCUUGAAACGUCCCCAGUGGCGAUGACUGCUCCUCUGGUGCCUGGUGUGCCUAGUGGCUUACAUUCUCUAGUCCCUGACUUUCCCCUCCCCACUAGUAGUGCAGAAGAUGCAAUCGUUGAAGUCUUAAAAUACAGUCAAAAAGACAUGGAUGCUGCCAUUGAGGAAGUCAGACGACAGGUUCAAGAAAAAGAGAAAGUAAUUGAUGAGUGGCAGGACAAAUAUAACAAACUGCGGACGGAUUACACUAUAAUGGAGACAAUUGUGGCAGAGUUUGAAACAACAAUAGCCCAAAUUGUAGAUGAUGGCCAGAAACAGAAAGAGGCAGCUAAAGCUGAAAUCCAGAAAGUCAGUGAGGAGAAGCAGCAGGUCCUUCUUGACUUGAGUUCAAUGGAGACCUCUUUUUCAGACCUCUUUAAAAGGUUUGAUAAACAGAAAGAAGCAAUAGAAGGUUAUAGAAAGAAUGAAGAAACUUUAAAGAGAUGUGCUCAAGACUACCUGGCUAGAAUUAAGAAAGAGGAACAGAGGUACCAGACGCUGAAGGCUCAUGCUGAGGAGAAAAUAGGCCUUGCCAAUGAGGAAAUUGCCCAGGUUAGAACAAAAUCCAAGGCAGAAACUGCAGCACUGCAGGCAACUUUACGCCGGGAGCAGAUGAAAAUCCAGUCGCUGGAGCGGAGUCUUGAACAAAAGGCAAAAGAAAAUGAAGAAUUAACAAAACUCUGCGAUGAACUCAUAAUGAACGUGCAAAAAGGUGGCGCUCGCCAAUGACCUGUAAAUGUUAUCUUUCUGAUCUCCUCGUACUUUAUCUUUCUUGUUUGUCUUUUUCAUUGUUAUAUGUAGAUAAAAGCACUGCUAAUUAAAAAUAAAGCUCCAUUGCAAAAUGA